AUGAAAAAACAUUCACCUGUAACAGUGCAUCCACAAACACUGUAAUCAAGUACAAAUGCGAGAGACAUUUUACCCAGGCACAUGCCAGCAGAGCAGUUGUCAUCGAAGGUCAAUCUUGUUUUCCUUGUAGGUUAGAACACAAUGGAAAAGGCAUUAAACGGGCACAUUAUCAUUGUCCACAUUGUGAUAAGACGAUAUUAAUCCGUAAUCGUUUUACAAAACAUGUUGGAUCACAUGCCAAGCGUCAUGAAGCGAAACAAGUAACGAGAGAUGGAGUAUCGACCAUCUCAAAUAUACCUGACGCACCGAGCAUAGAAACAUCCAUACCAAACCCACCAAGUUUAGAGCAAAUCCCACCAAAUUUAGAGCAACCAGAGACAAUUCAAAAUCUUGACGAUGAUCAGAAAUUGGAUGAAGAAGUAUCGGCCAAGAGGAGAAAAAAAGGCAUGUCAGGUUUGUGGAAAAGAAAUGGAUUCACGUAG
Molecule: messenger RNA, 482 nt
Organism: Paramuricea clavata
Lineage: Eukaryota; Metazoa; Cnidaria; Anthozoa; Malacalcyonacea; Plexauridae
Source: the annotation of a GenBank genome assembly